GAAAACAAAGUGUGGUGAUAUUUUUCUGAUGUGUUGGAUGAUUUUCCCUCUCGAACAAAACAUGAAGAGACUUCAUUAAUUAUUAGUAACAGAUGAAGCAGAGUAAUCAGAAAUUGGUUGGUUCAAGGAUGACGAUGAUAUUUGGAACGUUGCUUUUUCUGGGAUUCUUGUCAGCUCAGAUUCAAUUCGUCUUUUCUUUCACUGAUCCUCAAGAUGUUUCUGUAUUAAGAUCUUUAAAGGAUAUGUGGCAAAACACACCACCCAAUUGGGAUAAAUCAGAUGACCCUUGUGGAGCACCUUGGGAAGGAGUCACCUGCAACAGAUCCAGAGUCACCUCACUGGGAUUGUCAACAAUGGGCCUCCAAGGUAAACUAAGUGGAGAUAUUGGGGGUCUUACUGAAUUAAGAUCCUUGGACUUGUCGUUUAACAGAGGCUUGAAGGGUCCUCUGUCUCCUCAAUUAGGAGACCUAAGAAAUCUAAACAUAUUGAUUUUGGCUGGUUGCAGCUUCAGUGGUAAAAUUCCAAAUGAAUUGGGAAAUCUCUCUGAGCUAUCUUUCUUGGCAUUAAAUUCGAACAAUUUGUCUGGAGAAAUACCUGCUUCAUUGGGAAAUCUUUCAAAAUUAUAUUGGUUGGACUUAGCAGACAAUCAAUUAACUGGGUCAAUUCCUGUGUCCACCUCCAUAUCUCCAGGAUUUGACAUGCUUUUAAAGGCCAAGCACUUCCAUUUCAAUAAGAACAAGCUUUCAGGUCCCAUUCCGUCAAACUUAUUCAACUCUGAGAUGGUGCUCAUCCACGUGCUGUUUGAUGGGAAUCAAUUAGCAGGGACAAUUCCAUUUACAUUAGGAUUGGUUCAAACACUUGAAGUUCUUCGGCUUGAUAGAAACUUCUUGGCUGGAGAAGUCCCGUCUAAUCUCAACAACCUAACCAACCUCAAUGAAUUGAAUUUGGCACAUAAUAAAUUGACAGGUUCUCUACCAGAUUUGUCUCAGAUGGAUACCCUCAAUUACGUGGAUCUGAGUAACAAUUCUUUUGAUCCUUCUCAAUCCCCAAUAUGGUUCACAACUUUACCAUCACUCACCACUUUAAUUAUGGAGUUUGGAUCACUUGAAGGUCCUUUGCCAUCAAAACUUUUCAGCAGUCCCCAAAUACAACAAGUGAAGUUAAGGCACAAUGCAUUGAACAACACUUUGGAUAUGGGUGACAGCAUUAGCCCUCAAUUACAACUUGUAGAUUUACAAGACAACCAAAUUACUUCAGUAACACUCAGUUCUGGAUACAAAAAUACACUGAUUUUGAUUGGGAAUCCAGUGUGCCUUACUGCUCUCUCAAAUACCAAUUACUGCCAACUGCAACAACAACCUAAAAAGCCUUAUUCCACUAGCUUGGCUAAUUGUGGAAACAAAUCUUGUCCUCCUGAUCAGAAGUUAAGCCCACAAAGUUGUGAAUGUGCCUACCCAUAUGAAGGAAUUUUGUAUUUUAGAGGACCCUUGUUUAGAGAAUUAUCAAAUGCAAAUACAUUUCAUUCUCUUGAGAUGAGUUUGUGGGUGAAGUUAGGUCUCACUCCGGGUUCAGUAUCUAUACAAAACCCAUUUUUCAACAGUGAUGAUUAUCUUCAAGUACAAUUAGCACUCUUUCCUCCAUCAGGAACAUACUUCAAUAGGUCUGAGAUUCAAAGAAUUGGGUUUCAACUAAGUAAUCAAACAUAUAAGCCUCCACCAGAGUUUGGACCAUAUUACUUCAUUGCAUUUCCUUAUGCUUUCCCAGAAUCACGUCGAGCAACUUCUCUAAGCAAGCCUAUUGUCAUUGGGAUAGCAAUUGGCUGCUCAUUUCUGGUUUUGAGCCUCAUAGGGCUAGGGAUAUAUGCACUUUUACAAAAGAAACGUGCAGAGAAAGCCAUUGUACUAAGCAGGCCCUUUGCAUCAUGGACACCUAGUGGGAAGGAUAGUGGAGGAGCUCCACAACUAAAAGGAGCAAGAUGGUUCUCUUAUGAUGAACUAAAAAAGUGUACCUCAAAUUUCUCGCACUACAAUGAGUUAGGAUUUGGAGGUUAUGGCAAGGUGUACAAAGGGGUUCUUCCUGAUGGACAAAUGGUUGCAAUAAAACGAGCCCAACAAGGAUCAAUGCAAGGAGGACUUGAGUUCAAGACUGAAAUUGAAUUGCUUUCACGAGUUCAUCACAAGAAUCUUGUUGCUCUUGUUGGCUUCUGCUUUGAACAAGGAGAGCAAAUGUUGGUCUAUGAAUAUAUGCCCAAUGGAACACUCAGAGAUUGCUUAUCUGGGAGAUGUGGGAUUUAUCUUGAUUGGAAGAGGAGGUUAAGAAUUGCUCUUGGGUCAGCAAGAGGACUUGCUUACUUACAUGAACUUGCUAACCCUCCCAUAAUUCAUAGAGAUGUCAAGUCCUCUAAUAUCUUGCUAGAUGAGAAUUUGACUGCAAAAGUUGCAGAUUUUGGCUUAUCAAAGCUAGCAACAGAUGGUGGAAAAGGCCAUGUUUCCACUCAGGUUAAAGGCACAUUGGGUUAUCUUGAUCCUGAAUAUUACAUGACCCAACAAUUAACUGAGAAGAGUGAUGUAUAUAGUUUUGGUGUCGUAAUGCUUGAACUCAUAACGGCAAGGCAACCUAUUGAGAAAGGAAAGUACAUUGUGCGAGAAGUAAGAACAUUGAUAAAUAAGAAUGAGCAAGAAUAUUGUGGUUUAAAAGAACUUAUGGAUCUAGUGGUUAUGGAAACUUGUAACCUUGGAGGGCUUCAUACAUUAUUGGAUCUCACAAUGCAAUGUGUUGAGGAAUCUGCUUCUAAUCGUCCAACAAUGAGUGAAGUUGUGAAAGCUCUUGAAAUCAUUCUUCAAAAUGAUGGCUUGAACAGUACAAAUUCCACUUCUGCUUCUUCUUCAGCAACAGACUUUGCACUUUCAAAGACUUCUCUCACACAUCCUUACAUGGAAACUUUCAGCAAAAAGGACAUUGUUAAUGAGACAAAUGCCUUUGACUAUAGUGGAGGAUACACACUCCCUGCAAAAAUUGAACCCAAAUAGAAUCAAGCUAUUUUAGUAUGUCACAAUACUUUUGGUCUUCUUUUCAUGUCACAUAAAUAUCAAUCAAGUUGUUUUCUACCUUUUUUCCCUGACUAUUAAACUAUUGUAUUCAUAACUCAUGUCAUUGAUUCAUUAUCAGAAAUUUUGUAGUUACUGAAAACUACACUAUUUCUUA
Prosopis cineraria is the source of this 3204-nucleotide messenger RNA. Its product is annotated as leucine-rich repeat receptor protein kinase HPCA1. Gene Ontology annotation, molecular function: ATP binding; protein binding; protein kinase activity. NCBI's taxonomy places the organism in Eukaryota, Viridiplantae, Streptophyta, Magnoliopsida, Fabales, Fabaceae. The transcript is spliced from 19 exons. Bases 93 to 3029 code for a protein of 978 amino acids. The record is from RefSeq and is a predicted model, not a curated record. Gene Ontology annotation, biological process: protein phosphorylation.